AAAGGAUGUUCCAAUAUUAUUCAGCUACCAGGUUCUUACUGGCGUUUGAAGAACACGAAGGGGCCCACAGAGGCCUUAUAAAAAAAAAUGUAACUAUAAUUGUCUUACAGCAGCUCCUCUGGUGUUUGCUAAUAUCCACAUUCCAUGCCUGGCAGAUACUCAGAAUAUAGGAAAUCACAAGCUGUGUCGCGCAUUCCCCAGUUUGAACACAAGGUGGCAGCACCGAAUUGACUGGUACUAUCCGUGCCUGCUAUCUGUUCUCGUUUAAUUACCACUGCUUCUGUGCAAAGAUCAGAUUCCUGGAGAAAGCCGCGUCUUGUUUAUUUCGCUAUAGGAAAGCGCACUCGGUGGGGAAAUACAGAGGCGAUCAUGGGCCGUUUGGAUGGAAAAGUGAUUGUUCUGUCAGCUGCAGCACAAGGCAUUGGAAGGGCUGCGGCCAUUGCAUUUGUCAAUGAAGGAGCUCAGGUCAUUGCAACAGACAUCAAUGAAACAAAGCUAAAAGAACUGGAAGCUUAUAAAGGUAUUCAGACAAGAGUUUUGGAUGUCACUAAAAAGGAUCAGAUUGAAAAAUUAUGCAAAGAAAUUGAUAGAGUCGAUGUUCUCUUCAAUGUAGCUGGGUUUGUGCACCAUGGAACCAUAUUGGAUUGUGCAGAGGCAGACUGGGAUUUCACCAUGAAUGUAAAUGUCCGUAGCAUGUACCUUAUGAUUAAAACAUUCUUGCCCAAAAUGCUUGCUCAGAAAUCAGGAAAUAUUAUUAACAUGUCUUCUGUGGCAUCAAGCAUUAAAGGUGUGGUGAACAGGUGUGUGUACAGUACAUCAAAGGCAGCAGUCAUUGGCCUGACCAAAUCGGUUGCGUCAGACUUCAUUGAGCAAGGCAUCAGAUGUAACUGUAUUUGUCCUGGGACGGUGGAUACUCCAUCUUUAAGGGAAAGGAUUCAAGCAAGGCCAGAUCCUGAACAGGCUUUUAAGGACUUUCUUGCACGACAAAGGACUGGCAGAAUGGCUACUGCAGAAGAAGUUGCCCAUCUUUGUGUGUACCUGGCAUCUGAUGAAUCUGCAUAUGUCACUGGUAAUGAGCACAUUAUUGAUGGAGGUUGGAGUCUGUGAGCUACGCUGGAUGGCAGUUGAAGGGUCCAAAUACAUUUUCUGUAUUCAACAUGAAGAUAUGUUAUGUAAUGUUUGAAGAAUUUGCCUUUCAUUCUUUUUAAAGACUUAUAAGAAUAAAUUUCAACAGCUUUUUGCAUUA
Xenopus tropicalis (tropical clawed frog) is the source of this 1246-nucleotide messenger RNA. It is a transcript of the gene bdh2, whose product is annotated as 3-hydroxybutyrate dehydrogenase 2. Gene Ontology annotation, cellular component: cytoplasm. The coding region runs from base 370 to 1107 and encodes 245 amino acids. The transcript is spliced from 10 exons. NCBI's taxonomy places the organism in Eukaryota, Metazoa, Chordata, Amphibia, Anura, Pipidae. The record is from RefSeq and is a predicted model, not a curated record. Gene Ontology annotation, molecular function: 4-oxoproline reductase activity; 3-hydroxybutyrate dehydrogenase activity.